This is a messenger RNA of Mesocestoides corti, 591 nucleotides long. The record is from the annotation of a GenBank genome assembly. NCBI's taxonomy places the organism in Eukaryota, Metazoa, Platyhelminthes, Cestoda, Cyclophyllidea, Mesocestoididae.
AUGCUCGAAAAUCGAGCGCCAAAAUCCAACUUCCAGGUGGAAGAGGAUCGUGGAGAAACGAACCAGGCCAUUGACUCUGAAGAGCACAAACAGGGUAAACAGGCAGCACUGUCGUCCACCCCGCAAAAAUGUCCCCCUAGAUGCCCCGACAGCGAACUAGAACAAAUGAACGGUCAGACUGAUCGAGAUCCCUCCCAGCCAGAAUUACCAGGAGAGGCCGUGAAGGAGGUCAAACCUGAAAGGCAGAAUAUGUUUGAGUUGUGCAAGGAGAAACGUCUUUGGGAGGACCUUUUCGGUAACCGGCCUACUGAGCUAGAUGACAUACUGGGUUUAUCGAAGUCGCAAUAUUUGCCUUCCUCCGCUUCCCCCGUCAGUGGCAUCAACAAUAGCACAGACGAUAGAAAAACCACAGCGAUUGGGGCUAUCGGUGGUAUGAAAACAGUGGUGGACCUUCAAGGUGGGUCCAGGUACCCCCCGGUUCCCCUUGAUGAGGUCAGCCACUGCUUGAAGGAGACUGCAGGCAACACGCGACGUCAUGGAGUUAUCCGCAACCCACUGGAAAAUCUGGAAAUGGAAGAAGUCCAGCUGUAG